Messenger RNA from Anthonomus grandis grandis, 1139 nucleotides. Its product is annotated as calcyclin-binding protein. Gene Ontology annotation, cellular component: nucleus. Bases 145 to 828 code for a protein of 227 amino acids. Gene Ontology annotation, biological process: heart development. Gene Ontology annotation, molecular function: S100 protein binding; tubulin binding; ubiquitin protein ligase binding. NCBI's taxonomy places the organism in Eukaryota, Metazoa, Arthropoda, Insecta, Coleoptera, Curculionidae. The transcript is spliced from 5 exons. The record is from RefSeq and is a predicted model, not a curated record.
AAUUCUUUUGACAUUGACAGUGGAUGUCAAACGGUCCAACCCAAACAUUUCCUGUUUUCCAGCGUUUUCUAUCGCAUUACAAAAGGUUUCCAGAAAAUCAACGAAUCUACAAACUCGCACAAUUGUUAACGAACAUCAGUGAAAAUGGCCAAUAAAAUCGAAGAGCUUAAAAAAGACAUUGCAGAGAUGGAAUACUUAGAAACCCAUGUAAUCAGGCAAAAAGUAAAAGAUAUCCUUAGUAUUGAGAAGAGAAAACUCAUCUCUGAGGUGGUAAGGCUAGAGGAGAAGGAAAAAGAAAAUGAAAUGGAGGUGCAACUGAAUGUACCUCAAGUCAGUGUAAAGCCGAGCACCAAUUUGUCUUAUGAAGUCAAGAUCACUAACUACGCAUGGGACCAGAGCCAAAAGUUCCUCAAGUUCUACAUAACCCUUCCGAAAGUGAAUACGGUUCCAGCUGAGAAUAUCACUUGUGAUUUCCAAGAGAAAUCGUUGGAACUGAAAGUGAAGAACUUGGAAAAUAAGGAUUACGUUUUCAGAGUUACCCAGUUAUUAAACAGUAUUGAGCCUAAAAACAGUACAUUUAAGGUAAAGAAUGACUUAAUUUUGAUAAAUGCUGCUAAAAAAGAGGACACUCAUUGGACGCACGUAACUGAAUGGGAAAAGAAAGCACAAGACAGAAAACUGCCCAGUUUCGACAAUGAUGACAAGUCAGACCCCACCUCUAGUCUCAUGAACAUUAUGAAGAACAUGUACGCGACUGGGGACGACGAAAUGAAGCGUACGAUCGCCAAAGCGUGGACCGAGAGCCAAAGCAAGGGUCCCACCAUCUAAAUAUUUAUCUAAUCUUUAUCUAAUUUUAUUUCGCGCUUAUUAUCAUAUCGGUGUUUAGUGUUUAGGCCUUAAACGUUCGCGGAAUCACGAAUUUAAAGCAAUAAGCGCCAUACGAAGCCCAAAAGAGUGAUAGAGUGUAGAGUAAUAGUCGUGUAUAUUUGUUAAAUGGGGGUUUUAUUUAUUACGUAAACCCCGUAUAUUAAACACCAAUUAUUCCAUAGGUAUUUUUCUAGAGGAUGUAAGUGAGUGGAUUUUUUAUUUUUCGACUUUUUUUUCAGUGUUUAAAGUAAAUAAAUGUUAUGAACAAGUAA